Molecule: messenger RNA, 1491 nt
Organism: Cyphomyrmex costatus
Lineage: Eukaryota; Metazoa; Arthropoda; Insecta; Hymenoptera; Formicidae
Product: glycosaminoglycan xylosylkinase
Exons: 6
Coding region: 56-1471 (471 amino acids)
Biological process (GO): protein phosphorylation
Cellular component (GO): Golgi apparatus
Molecular function (GO): phosphotransferase activity, alcohol group as acceptor
Source: RefSeq, a predicted model, not a curated record
CGACGAUAUUGACGAACAAUGAGACAGACGCGAGUUACCAGGUGACAGCGAACGCAUGGCCAAUUGCUUCAAGAUGAUUGGCCGACGUUGCACUCUUUUCGCCUUGAGCAUCCUGUUGAUCUUAGUCCUCAGUGUAAACAUCUAUUUCAUCCGAAUGAUCGUUGAGAGUUCUUCCUCGCAUAGGACAUACUCCAAAAAUUUACCGGAACCGAAAGCCAGGCAAGAUCCUUCCACGCCCUCACAAUCUGAUGAAAAAGAUUUGCAACUGCAAUUAAAAUCAAUUGCAAAGAGUAUCAACGAGAGGAUCAAAGAGGAGAUUCGUUCAUUGCCUUCCAAGUACUUCAAACAGAAUACAAGUUAUACUAUUGUCCUGGAACGAUUGCUAGCCGAGUUGACGAUAAUGCCAAAUGUCCGCGAAGAUAUUUGGAAUAUUCCCAAUAAUAAUUGGCCAGAUGCACAUCAGUUGAUUCCACCAGCAGCACCGGAACUAGGGACUAUUUUGGAAGUUUUGCGGAGAUCUAAAAUAGUCCGUGCGGAUAAUGCUCCACUAGGUACACAACUGAAGCUUGUGCUGAAUCUUGAGAAUGAUAUAAAAGCAUUAUUCAAGCCACAAUGGUACUCCAGAGAUACUAUUAUACAUGGACCAGUGUACCAUGGCAAGGAUCGUCACAAUGCUGAAGUGGUGGCUUUUCAUUUAUCAUCUUUGUUAGCAUUGCGAAGAGUACCACUCGCUGUUAUUCGAAAACUUGAUCUGAGGGAAGAGGUUGGUAAUCACGCGACACCUGCAUUAUACGCAACCAUGUAUCAAGAGGGUAACAAUACAUGCCUAUACGGCGUUUGUCAUUAUUGUUCUCCAGCUGAUCCUGUCUGUGGAACGGGAGAUGUAUUGGAGGGUACCCUCAUCUUUUGGCUUCCACGAUAUUUAAGACUGGUGAAGCAUCGUCAUCCUUGGCAACGAACUUAUAAAAGAAACAAACUUGCUGUAUGGGAAACAGAUGAGGGCUAUUGUGAUAAAGUAAAAGAUUCCAAGGCUUAUUCACCGCAAUCGUCAAGUAGACUCUUGGAUUUGAUUGAUACAGCGAUCUUUGAUUUUCUUAUGGACAAUGGUGAUCGGCAUCAUUACGAACUUGCACAAAACAAUUUCCACAAUCCUGCUGUAUUACUGAUCGAUAAUGGAAAGAGUCUAGGCAAUCCUGAUAUUGAUCACCUCGAUAUCUUAGCGCCUCUAUAUCAGUGUUGCAUAAUUCAUAAAACUAUGUGGGAUAGAUUACGAUUAUUUAGUGGUGGAUCUCUAAGCAUCGCAUUAGAUAGACUCCUUGCACACGAAGCUGUAAUGUCAGAUGUUUCUCCACUCAUCACAAAGGCACACUUAAAUGCUAUGGACAGAAGACUGCUUAUCAUUUAUGCCGUAAUAGAAAAUUGUUUAAAGAAAAAGAAGUACAUUUCUAAUGUGAUUUUGGAUCAUCGGUAAUCUAAGAAUAAUUCUUAUAG